Molecule: messenger RNA, 348 nt
Organism: Raphanus sativus (radish)
Lineage: Eukaryota; Viridiplantae; Streptophyta; Magnoliopsida; Brassicales; Brassicaceae
Exons: 1
Coding region: 1-348 (115 amino acids)
Source: RefSeq, a predicted model, not a curated record
AUGGAAGAAGAUUGUGGUGCAUUUGCAGCAGACUGUGUUGUCCUCUCAUGCUGCUGCCAAUGCCUUGUGUUACAAGUCACUGUCUUUGUCUUCUUCAAGGUCCCUCGUAAACUUGUCAAGAAGAUUAAGAAGUUUAUGAACAGAAGAUGUGGGAGAACCUUGCAACCAAGAACGGAUGCGGAUGUGGUCAAAGAGGAGCAUCGGUAUGGAAACGGGGCUGUGUUUGAAGAAGGCUCAUCAAGAUCUAAUUGCAUUGAAGUCACUGAGGUAAUGUUGGAAGAACUGUCAAUGAGCAGAGGUUCGGUUUCGGAAGCUUCUGGUGCUAUGAAGAUUCUUCUGACACUGUAG